Nezara viridula (southern green stink bug) is the source of this 1687-nucleotide messenger RNA. The record is from the annotation of a GenBank genome assembly. NCBI's taxonomy places the organism in Eukaryota, Metazoa, Arthropoda, Insecta, Hemiptera, Pentatomidae.
CUUCUUUUUUGUAUUACUUCUAUUCUUCAAAAUUUUUAAAUUUAUAAAAACAUUUAAAAAUAACUAUAAAAUAUAUUUAUACUGUAAUCUUAUGCUUCCUAACUCCUGGCUUGUUAACAGAAGAAUUUUGCAAAAAUAAACCGCCAUUGCGUUAUGGUUUUGAAGAAAGAAGAGAAGUAUUGACUUUGUUUUUUAUAAACUAGCAACAUAUUCUUGGUUUAACAAUUGAAGAAAAUACCUUAAACACGUAUUUCAAAAUUAGAUAAAUAAACAGUAUAAUAGUGUAUGGAUUAGUUUGGAAGAAAUCAGAAAAUCCUCGUAAUUAAAAUGUUUCCAACUUUGGCUUAUCGUCUUGAUUAUAAACACAAUUUUUGUGUUGCAUUGGUUUUCUGUCAAGUCAGAGAUCUGCUAAAUGGGUGAGAAGAUGAAAUCAGGAAAGAAAUGGAGAUGGGACGGUUCGAUGCCCUACGUUUUCGUAUUGACCCAGUUACUAAGCACGACCCGUUUCAGAAUAGUUUCAAUGCCGAUAUAGGCAGGAAGAUUAUAACUGAUUUCAUAAAAGAUGGAUGAUACAAUGAUGACUCUUCCACCUUCCGACAGAGGAAGAUGGAAUAGAGAGGUAGGAGAAGAAAUUUGGAGGAGGAAAAAAGCUCAUGACGAUAUAAGAAAAAAAGACGAAAUGAUCAAGAACUCCCUGCAGCCAGUAUACUGGCCAUUCGGUUUGCCCGGUGGAGGAGCGCCCAAUGCUUACACCAACCGGAGGCAAGUUCUGAGGUGCUUCGACCCAGCCCAACCGAAUACAGAUUGUGGGAUCCCAAACCUACCUGCUAUUAGGAGGCGAGUGAAGUAUUCUGAUCCGGAAUUAAGGUUUCAAAAUCAUCCUGAUGUUCGCAGGUCGGUGGAUAUUCACUGGAGAUAUGGAUUCUUGCCUGAGAUCAAAGCGUCUUAUCGUUUAGAACUGGAGCGGCAGAUGGCUGAGAAGCAACAGCGGCGUGCAGAGGAGUGGAGGAGGCGGCUGCAGCAAGAGGUUCAGAAAGGAAUGACUACAGACUUCGGGAGAACAGGACCAGGUGGACAUCAGUGGAGGCAUCCAGCAAAAGUUGGGAUGAACUUUCUUCACUCUUUGGGGUGGACUGGAGAGAAGGCUUUCCGCAGACUUGAAGACCAAAUAGACCAAAAAGGCAAAGUCCCGAAGCAGCUCAUGAUCAAUGAUAAAGCUCAUGAGAGCUAUUCUACGCCAGAGGAAGCGCUGACAGGAGGCAUUGAGUUGGUACCCCUGAUGGCGAGGAGGAGGUCCUUCAAGAAGUCUUCUCACCUUCCAACCUGCGAUGUGACCAACGCGGCUAUCACCCACGGUAAAGAAGCUUGGCAAGACACUUCUGGACCGGUGGAUUAUUUGAGAGAUCUCAAUGCACAGGUUAAUAUGAAGAGGGGACAAGUUAAGGCAGAUAAAGAGGAAGACGUGAAGACCGCUCAGCGACACUUCGAGACUUGGAAUUCGCUGUGGGGCCGGCCUGGACACGGCGCCCCUCGGGCCGGAGGAGCCAAAGGGAAAGGAAACCUCGGACGACUGCUCUACCAAGAGACUGGAGUGCUCUGGCCUGCCAGCGGGCAGAGAGUGCGGUAGUCGUGGCGGUCCAAUCCUGUACAGGCGUCGCAGCUGUAAUAAAUACUUGCUAUGUAUUGC